Molecule: messenger RNA, 555 nt
Organism: Eutrema salsugineum
Lineage: Eukaryota; Viridiplantae; Streptophyta; Magnoliopsida; Brassicales; Brassicaceae
Product: transmembrane protein 258
Exons: 4
Coding region: 113-343 (76 amino acids)
Biological process (GO): protein N-linked glycosylation
Cellular component (GO): membrane-bounded organelle
Source: RefSeq, a predicted model, not a curated record
UCCACACCGGGAGACACUCGUGACUCGUCUCAGUCGUCUGUUAGAGCGAGCAUUCUUCUCAUUGUUCCUCAGAUCGAAGCGAAGCAGAACGGAGAAAUCUCUCUAGCAAAAAAUGGCGGCGAAACCGAUUGCGAGUCCGAUUCCGGUGGCGAUGUACCCGACCUUGUCGGUAUUCACUCUAGCGAUUGGCCUCGUCAUUACCGCUUUCUUCUUCAUCUAUGAAGCUACAUCAUCCAGGAAAAACAGAAGCCUCGUGAAGGAGCUUGUGACUGCAGCAGUAGCAUCUGUUUUCUUGGGUUUUGGAUCGUUGUUUUUGCUACUUGCUAGUGGUGUUUAUGUCUGAUCCUUCUUCCUUAAUUCUAUUCCCAACUAGUUCAAUGAAAAGAAAAACACAAGACUUUUUUGUUUUGUUCAAGUGAAUUAGAAUUAUAAAUGUUGAGACUUUAAUUACCUUGUGCUUUUGAACGCUAAACGGAGUUUGGAUGUGACUUCUAUUAGAACAGCGUCUGCGUCGUCAAGUUAAUCACCUAUUUAAUAUCCCAAAAUUUAGAAGAA